Vombatus ursinus (common wombat) is the source of this 1650-nucleotide messenger RNA. It is a transcript of the gene GM2A, whose product is annotated as GM2 ganglioside activator. Lineage: Eukaryota; Metazoa; Chordata; Mammalia; Diprotodontia; Vombatidae. Gene Ontology annotation, molecular function: enzyme activator activity; lipid carrier activity. The record is from RefSeq and is a predicted model, not a curated record. Gene Ontology annotation, biological process: ganglioside catabolic process; lipid transport. The coding region runs from base 56 to 637 and encodes 193 amino acids. The transcript has 4 exons. Gene Ontology annotation, cellular component: cytoplasmic side of plasma membrane.
CCCUUAAAGGAGCGAACCGAGGGCUGCUACCUGCAUCUGCUGACGGUCAGACACCAUGAAGUCCCUAGUUCUAGGUGUGCUUUUGGUCGUGUCUCUGCCGUGGCCUGCUGCCGCUGACAAGGGUUCAUUGCGUCUGAGCAAGGUCAGUGAUUUUUCAUGGGAAAACUGUGAUGGUGGGCAUGAUCCAGUAGUGAUCACCAGCCUGGAGGUAGAACCAGUUCCUAUCAGCAUCCCUGGAGAAGUAACCAUUGGCAUGGAGACCAAGGCCAAUAUACCCCUCACUUCUCCUGUGAAGGCAGUGGUAACUUUGGAGAAAGAAUUGCGUCCUGGGUUCUGGUUGCUCAUCCCCUGUAUUAAAAAUAUCGGAAGCUGCACCUAUAAAGAUAUAUGUGAGAUAAUUGACACCUUCAUUCCACCUGGGGAGCCCUGCCCUGAGCCUCUCCAUACCUAUGGCCUGCCCUGUCACUGCCCUUUUAAGAAGGGUACCUACUCGCUGCCCAAGACCAGCUUCCAAAUACCUCCUGUGAAACUGCCACAUUCUCUCAGCAGCGGCAAGUACCGUGCUCAGGUUAUUCUAAGCAACAGCAGUACACGUCUGGGCUGUUUCAAGAUCACAGUCCCUUUCACAGAGAAAUGAGAGACCAUGAUCCGUGCCUGGAUAGAGUGGUCAGCAAAGUUGACUUUGGCUUUGCUGCCUAGUCACCUACUCUAGCCUCAGCUGUGGAUCUCUGCUUAGAAUAAGAAUUCAGCUCUAGCCACUUGAGUUGGGCCUCCCAGCAUCAUUGCCAGGACAGCUACCUCUCUGUUCUUUUGUCUUCCACACAACCCAGGCCUCUCUCUUUUCUCCAGGCCUAGGGUAUGAGCAGCUAAGCAGGAGCAGUUCCCAGGCCUCUUCUCCCAAGGGGUAACUCAUUCAAAGGACUGGCCUACUUUUUUAGUAUUGAGAAGCAAGCACCUUUCAGAUAGUAUUAUUUCUCAAUUCAGUAAAGGAUCUUUUAAAGUAGCGAAUUAAUGUUUUAAAAUAAUAAUAGCUUAACAUUUACAUAGUUUGUGAAGACCUUUAUAUAUAUAUUUUCUCAUUUUAACGAUUCUCCCACUCAAGCUUCUCCCAUUCUCCCCCCCAACACACUGCCACCCUUUUUUGGGGGGCCUCUGACUGAGUGAGUGGAUCUAUUCCUAUGCUUUCUGGAAAAGCAGCAGCCAACAGUAGGUACACAGAAUGGAUCCUCAGACCCCCAGGGCCUCAGUCUUCUUGGACAGCAACUCUCUGAAAGUGCCUGAACUUGUAGUCAGCCAGGAGGCCCUGGUAGUGGUGACUAUCCACUUUUUCUAAAUGUGGAGCCAGUGGCCUGGGAGUCAGCUCUAGGUUUUCUGAACGGACCAAACUCUAUCAUAGACCAGGUUGCCCUGAGGUGUAUGUGAGUCUUCUGAAAACAUUUGCCAAAGCUCCUCAGAUAAGUCGCCCAGCCUACAAUACCCCUCUUUAAGGGAUAGGGAUGUGGGUGGGGGAGCUGGAGCCUGAAGUGGAAGGAUCAGUCCUAGCCCACUUCUACACAGGGUGCAGAAGGGCCAGUGGGUGACCCCAAGGGGUAGGGGUUCACAAUAAACUAAAACUGGACUAAAAAUAAAUCUAUAUUUACUCUUCUACAA